Tachysurus vachellii is the source of this 2333-nucleotide messenger RNA. It is a transcript of the gene epoa, whose product is annotated as erythropoietin a. The record is from RefSeq and is a predicted model, not a curated record. Bases 433 to 969 code for a protein of 178 amino acids. Gene Ontology annotation, cellular component: extracellular region. Gene Ontology annotation, biological process: nucleate erythrocyte development. The transcript is spliced from 5 exons. Gene Ontology annotation, molecular function: erythropoietin receptor binding; hormone activity; cytokine activity. Lineage: Eukaryota; Metazoa; Chordata; Actinopteri; Siluriformes; Bagridae.
UCCGAUCCGGUUUUACGCAUCGAUAAUAUCAUGCCAGAGGCUUGAUUAUUGCUAUUAGGAAUAUUUGUUUGCAGUGUCACCCUUCAUAUGGAAGUCAGCCGAGAGGAAAAUACAUAAUCAGAGGAUGAACUGUUCAGAAGGGAAACAUUUUUAGGAUUAUUUAGGCUACCUCUUUGGACUGCUGCGUAAAAAUACACGCUAUGUGACAACAAUGAAAGAAAAACAGUCUUUCCAAACAGGAAGUAGGAUAGUUCAGAAACCCUUUCCAACCAAUUGCAUAGUCAAAGCUGGAAAAAAGUCAAACGGAUGCCACAGGAUAAGUGCGAACUCAAUGACAGUUCAGUAACAGCGCUUCACUUGCAAUUAAUGGGCAAUAGACGGGACUGCGGCCAAUGCAACCAGGAUCCUGCAAGGGAUUAUGCGAAAUCUUAGAUGGAGAUGCGGAGAUUCUUUGCCUUGCUGCUGAUCAUACUGGAGUGGAUUCGGCCUGGCCUGCCCUCCCCACUGCGGCCCAUCUGCGACCUGCGUGUUCUGAACCACUUUAUUAUGGAGGCACAGGAUGCAGAGGCUGCUAUGAGGUUUUGUAAAGAGGAAUGCAGCAUUGCAGUACCUCUCACAGUUCCUCUGACCAGCGUGGAUUUUGCCGUGUGGGAAAAGAAAAAUACAGAGGAGCAGGCUCAAGAGGUCCAGACAGGUUUAUGGCUAUUGAACACAGCCAUCAGCUCAUUCAGUGCGUCCAUCACCAACUCUGCACUCCACUCCCACAUAGACGCCAGCGUCAGAAACAUCGCCAGCCUCAAGCAGGUGCUGCGCAGCCUCAGUAUACAGGACUAUGUGCCUACAGUUGGUGGGAAAGGGGAGAUAUGGACAGUGUCUUCAGCCUCAGAGCUCUUCCAGGUCCAUAUAAACUUCCUUCGUGGGAAAGUGCGCCAUUUGAUCAAAAAUGUCUGCCAGCAAAAUAAUAGAUGAUUGACACAUGGAAGGGACAGGAACCUUAACCAAUUGGAGCAGACCAUAACAGAAGGUGGAACAUUAGUACUAGACUAUUAAGGGCAUCAUGCUCACCUGUAUGGAACACUUUCUCUCCUUCAAUGAAGAAUGGAACACUAGAUGGCCUUAGGAUGUAGUUCUAUUCACCGCUGCCUUGACCAAACAUUGCACACUUUUCUGUAUGUGAUGCAGCCUGUCACUCCUUUCUCCCCAUUUGACUGAUAUUUGUUAUAUCACAGAUGCAUUCGCAUCAAUCCUAAUCAGAUACCACUUUUAAUAAUUUUUUUUUACAAUGAAUUUGUGUUGAUUUUAUGUUGCUUACUAUUUAUAUAGAUUUCUACUAGCUGGAUUAUGCUAUCGUUUUGGAGUAUGAGGAAGCUGUCUGCUUUCUGUCUUAGCCUUUAACACCUCUAAAAAAAUUGAUCUGCUGCUUUUAAGUCAUAUUUAUCAUUCUCAGUAAUGCACUGAUUUUAUAUAAAAUGUAUUGUGUGUGAGUGAGAAUAAGUGUUUUGGAGAAUGUGUGUGAGAGUGAGUGAAUAUGAGUAUUUUGAGUGUGUGUGCAUGUGUGUGUGUGUGUGUGUGUGAGAGAGAGAGAGAGAGAGAGAGAGAGAGAGAGAGAGAGAGAGAGAGAGAGAGUAUGAGAGAGAGAUGGGGAUAUCAGUGGACAGACUGUUUACAGGUCACUUCUGGUGAAGGGAAGAGAGACCAAAUAGUUAAGCUUUUGUAGGGGAAACUGGGGGGUUAUGCGAGGGCUGAUGAGACGUGUGUUGAUUACAAGUGUCUGCAGUGGACUCACGUGCAAACGCACAGCACCACACAGAGAAUGGCCAGGAAAAAUAUUGCGUCACUGCCAGGAAAAAUAUUGAUUGGUUUGCACGAAGAACAUCCUGCCUGACUCCUGCUCUGUUCACAGUCUGUGUAAUGGCCUGGGAAACUUUUGGGUAGUUGACAUUUUUCUGAUGUUUCCUUUGUGUUCCAGGCACGAAUUGGUCAUUCUGGUUUGUCAUCUCUGUCUUUUUUUAACAAUGUUUUUGCUAUGGGGUUCAUUUUUGAUGUUUGCGAAUCAGUGUGUGACUGUAAAAAAGGAAGUUUGUAAUACUACUUUCCUGUUUGUUACUGUUGUUUGCUUCUUUUACUACUUGUCCUAUUUGGUUAAUAAAAUGCAAUUUAUUAUUCUGAGAAUUAGUUGAAGGAAAAAUACAUGGCCUGCUUGAUUGUCUCCAUUAAUGCAGCUUACAGGCAUUUCUUGUUUCUAUCAAUGUGAAGACAAUGUAAAGACUACACGACUUAGAGAUACCCAACUUUCAAACAGAGAAAUAAAAAUGCAACAAAAAUCGUUCACA